CGGAGGGGCUUGUGGGUAGCGGAGGCGCGCGACCGAGUAGGGACGCGGCUCGUACUGCGUGUGAGGGGAGCGGGCUUGUGGGCGCGCGAGGCGGCCGGCGGCGAUAUGCGGGUGGACUGGCGGCGGCCCUAGCGGCCUGAGCCCCGAGGGCGGGGCGGUGCGGCGCGGGCGCCCCUUCCCCGCUCCCGCUCGCCGAGUCCUGGCGAGCUCGCUACCGGCCGGGUGGCGCGCGUGCGGCUGAGGGGCGGGGACGCCGUGUGCCUCGCUGCUCCCGGCCGGGCCGGGCGGCUCCUCAGACAGCGGCGCGCGGCGGGCCCGGGCGGAGGUUCCGCGGGCGGUGCUAGGCCCGGCGAAGCGGCAUGAGCCGGCCCCCGCCGACGGGGAAAAUGCCCGGCGCCCCGGAGGCCGCGCCGGGGGACGGGGCGGGCGCGGGCCGUCAGAGGAAGCUGGAGGCACUCAUCCGAGACCCUCGCUCGCCCAUCAACGUGGAGAGUCUGCUGGAUGGCUUAAAUUCCUUGGUCCUUGAUUUGGAUUUUCCUGCUUUGAGGAAAAAUAAAAAUAUAGAUAAUUUCUUAAAUAGAUAUGAGAAAAUUGUGAAAAAAAUCAGAGGUUUACAGAUGAAAGCAGAAGACUAUGAUGUUGUAAAAGUUAUUGGAAGAGGUGCUUUUGGUGAAGUUCAGUUGGUGCGCCAUAAGGCAUCACAGAAGGUUUAUGCAAUGAAGCUUCUUAGUAAAUUUGAAAUGAUAAAAAGAUCAGAUUCUGCUUUUUUCUGGGAAGAAAGAGAUAUUAUGGCCUUUGCCAACAGUCCCUGGGUGGUUCAGCUCUUUUGUGCCUUUCAAGAUGACAAGUACCUGUACAUGGUGAUGGAGUACAUGCCAGGGGGAGACCUUGUUAACCUGAUGAGUAAUUAUGACGUGCCUGAAAAAUGGGCCAAGUUUUAUACUGCUGAAGUAGUGCUCGCACUGGAUGCAAUACACUCUAUGGGCUUAAUCCACAGAGACGUGAAGCCCGAUAACAUGCUGUUGGAUAAACAUGGACAUCUAAAAUUAGCAGAUUUUGGCACAUGUAUGAAAAUGGAUGAAACAGGCAUGGUGCAUUGCGAUACAGCAGUUGGAACUCCUGAUUACAUAUCACCUGAAGUUCUGAAAUCACAAGGAGGUGAUGGUUACUAUGGGCGAGAAUGUGAUUGGUGGUCUGUAGGUGUUUUCCUUUUUGAGAUGUUAGUAGGGGACACUCCAUUUUAUGCAGAUUCACUUGUAGGAACCUACAGCAAAAUUAUGGAUCAUAAAAAUUCACUAUGUUUUCCUGAAGAUACAGAAAUUUCUAAACAUGCGAAGAAUCUCAUAUGUGCCUUCUUAACAGACAGGGAGGUGCGACUUGGAAGAAAUGGGGUAGAAGAAAUCAAACAGCAUCCUUUUUUUAAGAAUGAUCAGUGGAAUUGGGAUAACAUAAGAGAGACGGCAGCUCCAGUGGUACCUGAGCUCAGCAGUGACAUAGACAGCAGCAACUUUGAUGACAUUGAGGAUGACAAAGGCGAUGUAGAGACCUUCCCGAUUCCUAAAGCUUUUGUGGGAAAUCAGCUGCCUUUUAUAGGAUUUACCUACUUUAGAGAAAAUUUGUUACUAAGUGACUCUUCACCUUGUAGAGAAAAUGAUGCAAUACAAACAAGGAAAAGUGAAGAAAGUCAGGAGAUUCAGAAAAAAUUAUAUGCACUAGAAGAACACCUUAGCAGUGAGGUACAAGCCAAGGAGGAGCUGGAACAGAAGUGCAAAUCAAUUAAUACUCGCCUAGAGAAAACAGCAAAGGAGCUAGAAGAGGAGAUUACCUUAAGGAAAACUGUGGAAUCAACAUUAAGACAACUGGAAAGAGAAAAGGCCCUUCUUCAGCAUAAAAAUGCAGAAUAUCAGCGGAAAGCUGAUCAUGAGGCUGACAAGAAACGGAAUUUGGAAAAUGAUGUUAACAGCUUAAAAGAUCAACUUGAAGAUCUGAAGAAAAGAAAUCAGAGCUCUCAGAUAUCCACUGAGAAGGUCAAUCAGCUACAGAAACAACUGGAUGAAGCUAAUGCGUUGCUGAGAACAGAGUCUGAUACUGCAGCACGGUUAAGAAAAACCCAGGCAGAAAGUUCCAAACAGAUUCAGCAGCUGGAAUCUAACAAUAGAGAUCUACAAGAUAAAAACUGCCUGCUUGAGACUGCCAAGUUAAAACUUGAAAAGGAAUUUAUCAAUCUUCAGUCAGCUCUAGAAUCUGAAAGAAGGGACCGGACCCAUGGAUCAGAGAUAAUUAAUGAUUUACAAGGUAGAAUAUCUGGAUUGGAAGAAGAUUUGAAGACUGGCAAAGCCUUACUAGCCAAAGUAGAGCUGGAGAAGAGACAGCUACAGGAGAGGCUCACCGACUUAGAGAAGGAAAAGAGCAACAUGGAAAUAGAUAUGACAUAUCAACUGAAAGUCAUACAGCAGACUUUAGAACAAGAAGAAGCUGAACACAAGACCACAAAAGCACGGCUAGCGGAUAAAAAUAAGAUCUAUGAAUCCAUUGAAGAAGCUAAAUCAGAAGCCAUGAAAGAAAUGGAGAAGAAGCUGUUGGAAGAGAGGUCUUUAAAGCAGAAGGUGGAGAACCUACUCCUGGAGGCCGAGAAAAGAUGUUCUAUAUUGGACUGUGACCUCAAACAGUCUCAGCAGAAACUAAAUGAGCUGCUGAAGCAGAAAGAUGUGCUAAAUGAGGAUGUUAGAAAUUUGACAUUAAAAAUAGAGCAGGAAACUCAGAAGCGUUGUCUUAUGCAAAAUGACCUGAAGAUGCAGACCCAGCAAGUUAACACCCUAAAAAUGUCAGAAAAGCAAAUAAAACAAGAAAAUAAUCAUCUUAUGGAAAUGAAAAUGAACUUGGAAAAGCAAAAUGCUGAACUUCGAAAAGAGCGGCAGGAUGCAGAUGGGCAGAUGAAGGAACUGCAAGACCAACUUGAAGCAGAGCAGUAUUUCUCAACCCUCUAUAAAACACAAGUUAGAGAACUUAAAGAAGAAAAUGAAGAGAAGACUAAACUUUGUAAAGAGUUGCAGCAGAAGAAGCAGGAUUUACAGGAUGAAAGAGACUCUUUGGCUGCCCAGCUCGAGAUUACCCUUACCAAAGCGGAUUCUGAGCAGCUGGCUCGGUCCAUUGCUGAGGAACAAUAUUCUGAUUUGGAAAAAGAGAAGAUCAUGAAAGAACUGGAGAUCAAAGAGAUGAUGGCUAGACACAAACAAGAACUUACUGAAAAGGAUGCUACAAUUGCAUCUCUUGAAGAAACAAAUCGGACACUAACUAGUGAUGUUGCAAAUCUUGCAAAUGAGAAAGAAGAAUUAAACAACAAGCUGAAAGAUACCCAAGAACAACUGUCAAAGUUGAAAGAUGAAGAGAUCAGUGCAGCAGCUAUUAAAGCACAGUUUGAGAAGCAGCUGCUGAAUGAGAGAACACUCAAGACUCAAGCUGUGAAUAAAUUGGCAGAGAUCAUGAAUCGAAAAGAACCUGUGAAGCGUGGUAGUGACACAGAUGUGCGAAGAAAAGAGAAGGAAAACAGAAAGCUACAUAUGGAGCUUAAGUCAGAACGUGAAAAAUUGACACAACAGAUGAUCAAGUAUCAGAAAGAACUGAAUGAAAUGCAGGCUCAAAUAGCUGAAGAGAGCCAAAUUCGAAUAGAACUCCAGAUGACCCUGGACAGUAAGGACAGUGACAUUGAGCAGCUGCGGUCACAGCUCCAGGCCUUGCAUAUUGGUAUGGACAGUUCCAGUAUAGGCAGUGGACCAGGGGAUGCUGAGCCUGAUGAUGGAUUCCCAGAAUCAAGAUUAGAAGGAUGGUUGUCAUUGCCUGUACGGAACAACACUAAAAAGUUUGGAUGGGUUAAAAAGUAUGUGAUUGUAAGCAGCAAAAAGAUUCUUUUCUAUGACAGUGAACAAGAUAAAGAGCAGUCUAACCCUUACAUGGUGUUAGACAUAGACAAGCUAUUUCAUGUCCGACCUGUUACUCAGACAGAUGUAUACAGAGCAGAUGCUAAAGAAAUUCCAAGGAUAUUUCAGAUUCUAUAUGCCAAUGAAGGAGAAAGUAAAAAAGAACCAGAAUUUCCAGUGGAACCAGUGGGAGAAAAAUCUAAUUAUAUUUGCCACAAAGGACAUGAGUUUAUUCCUACUCUUUAUCACUUCCCAACCAACUGUGAAGCAUGUAUGAAGCCACUGUGGCACAUGUUUAAACCUCCUCCUGCUUUAGAGUGCCGUAGGUGCCACAUUAAAUGUCAUAAAGAUCACAUGGACAAAAAGGAAGAGAUCAUAGCACCCUGCAAAGUUUAUUAUGAUAUAUCAUCGGCAAAGAAUCUGUUGUUAUUAGCGAAUUCAACAGAAGAACAACAGAAAUGGGUUAGUCGGUUGGUGAAAAAGAUACCUAAAAAGCCUCCAGCUCCAGACCCUUUUGCCCGAUCAUCCCCUAGAACUUCAAUGAAAAUACAACAAAACCAGUCCAUUCGGCGGCCCAGUCGACAGCUUGCUCCAAACAAACCAAGCUAACUGCCUUCUAUGAAAGCAGUUUUUGAAGGUGAUCAUAUUCUUCCAGCCACAAGACUGAAAUAUGAUUUCUCAAAACCUAACUAAAAAGCUAUAUUUUAUUGAGACACAUACAUACAUACCCCACGCUUGCGCUACCUUCCCCCUGAAAUAAUUACAAAUCAUGGAGAGGUUUUUCUGGGCUACUUUGAAACAAGUUGAACAAACAGUGGUUGGUGAGUAAAGGUGUCCCACAGUUCUCCCAGACUUGCUUCAUAAAGCUCUUGGCAGUCACACUACAUCGCGCAGGAUUGAGAAGAGUUUAAAGAAAUCACAUUUCAGCUUCAGCAGAGGGUUUCACCAGCAUAUUAGCCAGAAGAAUUUGGGAGUAAAUCCCACUACAGUAAUGCUGACUGCAUCUUUAAGAAGUGACCAUGAUGUUAUGUUCAUGUAUGUAUAUACAUAUGAGUUGAGCCUCAUGUAUAUAUACACACACAUACACAUAAACAUAUCGUACUGUAAUACUGCUAUGUUUUUUUAACUUACCAUUUUAUUUUUUAUACACAUCAAUCAGAUAUCAUUAUUUCAGUUGCAACUAUGCACUUGUAUAAAGCCAUAAUGUUGGAGUUUAUAUCCUUCAUUCAUGUACCUGAUAAGGAGUUGCAUGUUUGUGUAAAAAAAUAACUGUAACAAGAAAUUUGAAGUUAAUUAUUCCAGUUUCCUAAUGCUUAAGGUAGGCAACUUUACCCAUUUUGAAUGCCUUAAUUUAAUUUUCUCUCCCCUCAAAUCUCAACCUUUUUCUAUAUUUAACUAAAGAAAGAACAAGUGUUUACCAGCUCUUAGGACGCAGCUUGCUUUGUGGGGAAAGUAGUGCACUAUUUUACGUGUAGUAGUUAUAUCAGUGUCGGCCUAUUUGAUGCGUAACGGUUUUUAAUGUACUUGGUCAUAGAAACAAUAAUGGGUUAUAUUGAAACUAAUGUGUAUGCUGUACAUUUGUUGUUUUUUCCCAUCCCUCUUUACAGACUUCAGCUAGUCUGUAACUAUAGAAUAUUUCCUUUGCUUUCAACUUGCUGGUUACCCUAGAUAUGUUUUUAUUUAUGGUAAAGACAAUUUUUCACAUUUUCAUUCAGUAUCCAAAAAAUUGUCUCAAAUAUAAGGAAAACUAACAUGUACUGUGUAGAUAUAUUUUAAAUAUUUAAAUGUGAUCCUAAAACACCUGUGUAUGGCAGUAUUUCAGCUUUGAUAUCUGGGAAGAGGCAGCCUCAGAAGUGCUUAUUUGAUUUUCACUGUUAAGUGCUGCUGAGGCUAGAGAACAGGCUAUCCUGCCAUGCGACUGGCCCAGGCAAGUGUGCUUCACCCAUAGCAGUGGGCAGCAUCGGGCGCUGUACAUAUGCGAAGUUCAAUAUGAUAUUGAAAUGUUUGCCUGAUAUUUUAGUGAAGCCAGUAGACAUUUUUGAUCACUUCUUUCUGGGGUCAGUGUAGAGAUGUAAAAAGUUUGAUCCUCAUUAUAGUUUAUUGUGGCAAUAGUGGGUGUUGGCCCACUGAUACACUAAAUUGAGUUCUGUGACCUUCAGAUGGCCCAGUUUUCUUCUUUCAUGCUGUCUGUUAAGAUUACAUGUGCAUGCCAUUUCCCUGGAAGCAGCUGUGCUCUGGUUUGGAACACAACUGCUUCCUCCCUCUCCUCCCUCCCUCCUUCCUUGAGGUUUAAAAAUGAAAAUAUAUAAAAUUUAUAUAGAAGAACUAUUUCCAUUCAUUAGAGUUGUUUAAGAGGAGACUGAAUUAAUAUUUUAUAUAAAGAUUUUGUUACUAUGGGAGGUUCUAUCCUAUUCUGAAUUGGAGAGUAUAUAUAUAUAUAUUUUUUUAAUAAACUUUAUUAAGGUGAAAUAAUGUCAAGUUUACACAUGAAUAAUUGAAGUGUUUGAGUAAAAAAGGCAAAAGUUUUAGUUUUGGAUGCUGUUCAUGUAUAUAUGUGUAAGAGUUUGGAGAAUCAAGGUGUGAUACAACUGUACAAGGCAAUUAAUGUGAAGGAUUCAGGGGAAGAAAACAUUCUGAGGGGUGAAAAGAUCUCUCCGUGGAGCAUCUUCACAUAUGCUUUAGUAGGGAUUUAUAAGGGUCAUUGUCCAACUGUCAGAAUUCCAAGUGAAAGCCACAUGACCUUAGAGAAGCGUUUGCUUCUCCCACUGUCCUUUGCAUGUACGUGGAUGCACGUACCUGCCAUUGUCUCCCCAACCCAACAAUCGUUACAAGAGCAACCUAAUUUUGUGCCAGUUUCCUUUUUUCUUGAGGCCUCCAGUUCUUCAAGAUAAGUGCGAACCUGCACAAAUACUGCUUCCUUUGUUCAGUGCCCCAGAGCUAUAAAUACUUGCAUUUGGGACCUGAAAGACAGGGAAUGCUGGGUUUCCUUAGUUGGAUGCUAUUCUUUUGCUUUGUGGAAAAAAAAAAGACAGAAGUAAAAGAAAAACUUAAGUACCAGUAUUACUGUUGAAAAUUAAUGUAGAAUUAAUUUUUAAGUAUUAAUUUUCAGUAACAUCUAAAAGCAAGAUUUAAGAAAAACAAAAAACAAAAAACCUGUGCUCCCAAGGGAAGGCUGUUGUUUGUGGCCGGCCUUUGAGAGGCCACGCCCUAGAGGGGCUUUCCUCAGUUCGUGGAGAUCCUAGUGAGCCUUGCUCAAGGCUGCCAACCCAGCUGAAAACAUCAUGCUGCUGCUGCCAGGCUGUUAGAUUACUAGGGUGAAGUAAGAGAAACUCAGACACUAAUUAACCUAAUAGAGAUGCUUUAAGCAGCAUGUUGACGCCCCUGGUAAAGCAAGUAGCUUCUGAGCUUCUCAGACCCUUGACUGCUACUGAUUCUCUUUUUCUGUCUGAAGAUGACUUCAGCUCCCCUGGCUGGUGGAGGUGCCACAGCCAAUGUUAAAGCACUUUGACAAGCACUGUGUGACAGUGCUGAGUGGUGUUCCCUGGGACCUUGCCUUGCUCCCUUCCCUGUGGUGACUUUUGUUUGGAACUGUAAUAAGUUAUAAACAGCAUGAUUUAGAGAGUCAUCUUGGACCAGCCCUUUCCCCCAACCAAAAAUAAAAAUCAUCCCCACUUGAUUUAUUUUUUAUUUUGUUGCAUCUUUGUAGUAAUGUAAUUGUAUUUUUAUGCCUGCUUUUUGUUUAAAAAAUAAAUAAAAGAAACUAAGAUAUAAGUA
This is a messenger RNA of Apodemus sylvaticus (European woodmouse), 7691 nucleotides long. It is a transcript of the gene Rock2, whose product is annotated as Rho associated coiled-coil containing protein kinase 2. The transcript is spliced from 33 exons. Gene Ontology annotation, cellular component: cytoplasm; centrosome; cytoskeleton. The coding region runs from base 360 to 4526 and encodes 1388 amino acids. Gene Ontology annotation, molecular function: ATP binding; small GTPase binding; Rho-dependent protein serine/threonine kinase activity. NCBI's taxonomy places the organism in Eukaryota, Metazoa, Chordata, Mammalia, Rodentia, Muridae. Gene Ontology annotation, biological process: peptidyl-threonine phosphorylation; regulation of cell junction assembly; embryonic morphogenesis. The record is from RefSeq and is a predicted model, not a curated record.